GGAUCAUAACACAGAUGUUAAUCCGGUUGGGAUCUUCUCUACGGUAGUCCUUGGUUCGGUGAUUUGAGGUAGAGUACGUGUAGAGUGGCCGUGGAGUGGGUGUAGAGCAGCCCCUCGUAGGCCUCGAGUAGAGUACGAGCACAGAGGCGUCGCAACGCAGUGACGAAAGGGAGUUCUGGCCUGGUCUACGACUGCUGCUCCAGUUCGAGUACUUGGUACUUGCUAGCGAAUGAUAAUCUUAUCAUAGAAACAUCAGUCUCCAUCCCCUUCUCUUCCUGUCCACCUCUCCUCCUGCUCUCCCUCUCUCCUCUCCCUCAUCUAUCACUUCUCCCAUCGUGUCUUCGGAUCUUCGCUGUUCCCAAACAUAGCGAGAGCGCCACGCGAAAACCUUCCAACAUCGCUUUCAUCCCCAUCAGGUGCCAUUCACCCAUUCCGAAAGUUCCGCCCACGAUAUCAUAAUCAAUUCAAGGUCGAGCUCCGCCGAAUCCAAUCGUCCGUCGGCAGCCCACGCUAUUGAUUCGCCAGUGGGAAUUCCGCGCUUGGAGCCCACUUUGGUGCCAGAGUAGUAGUCGUAGCAGUAGCAUUAUCAGCUCGCUGCAUCUGCGAUUCUGUGACUCCCCCCGUCAACCCAUUUAUUAUCAUCCGGCGACCCAACAGAACUUCUAUUCCUCCACAGCCUUCGAUUUUUCCAAAUUCGCCAUGUCGUUCCUCAAGAAGCCCUUUCGAAAGAUCAAGGACUUGGGAAGCCACACCAAUUCGAGCGAGUCGGUCCCCAAAGUAGAUGCGAGUAGUGGUACUGCGACCCCAGUAUCUCUGAAUGGCAGUGGAAAUGGCAUCGAACCUGCAAGCGCAAAGCGGGGCGUUUCCCUCGAUUUGCACCCCAAACGCCAGAGUUCCGAGAUCAUCAGGGCAGAAAGAGAGCGAAAGAGUCUUGACAAACUACGCACCAAGGCAGAGAACAAAAAGAGACAGUCGCUGGCAAAAAUCGAGGAUGAGAACUUUCUGAAGAAUGGUCCUCCUCAACUCACCAAGUUGUACCGACCGUACAGUAUGAAUAUGAGUAAGAGAUGGAACCACGAGAAUCGCGUUCUAUUCAAGGAUUUGGAUUUUGAGAGUAAGUGCUUCUUCAAGCCCCGGUUGGCUAUUUCAAUCUAACCAUUCUUUAGAAGCAGAUCAGCGAGUCAUCUCUUUUCGAGCGCGUAUACACACUCUUCGCCGAAUGAGUGCCAAACUGGUUUUUAUUGUCUUCCGACAGCAGACUGUAACAAUCCAGGGAGUACUGCAAAGCUUCAAGCCCUUGGAGGAAAUUGGUAUGCAUAUUCUGUUCCAAAAUGUUACAGAAAGAAUCAAAUCUAAUUUUUCUUCAGAAGGAGAAUACAAUCCAGAAGGAAUUACCGAAAACAUGGUCCGAAGCAUCGAACAUUACCCUAGCGAAACCAUCGUUGUCGCCCAUGCGAGAGUACGAAAGUCUCAAAAGCGGGUCAAGAAUGCCACCAUUCAUGACUGGGAGUUGGAUGUGUUGGAAGUUCACAAGGUAGGGGAUCUGACGGAGAAUGUCCCAUUCACCGUAUACGAUGCCGAAAACAUCAACCGUGACAAGGAGGAUGUGAGUGAUAAUGAGGAUGAUUCUGCGGAAGUUACUCCAUCAUCAAGUCGGAUGUCCACCGAUUUAUCCAGCAGAAAAUCGAUGGACGGUAGAAGGUCCGUGGAUCAUGCUAGGAAUUCUCUUGACCAAUUGACCACGAGGCUCAAUGGCAGAAGUAUGAAUGGUCGGGGUAAGUCUGCCAUGCACAUCUAAAUGUCAAAAUUAACUAGGAACAGGAAGCAUGGAUCUCUUCCGACAAAAUCGAUCCCUCCCCCAACGAGUUCGACUUAAUAACCGAAUUGUGGAUCUCAGAACUGGUCCCGCGCAAUCUAUUUUCCGUAUUCAAUCUGGCAUCUGCAAUCUUUUCCGUUCAUAUCUUGAUACCAAAGGUUUCAUCGAAGUUCAUACACCAAAAUUGCAAGGUGGCGCAACAGAAUCUGGAUCCACUGUUUUUGAAUUGAAUUAUUUUGGUCGACCAGCCUUCUUGGCCCAAUCUCCACAAUUGGCCAAGCAAAUGUGUAUAGCUGCCGAUUUUGAGAGAGUGUACGAAAUUGGUCCAGUUUUCCGAGCAGAAGAUAGUAAUACCCCUCGACAUUUGACUGAAUAUACUGGACUUGAUCUGGAAAUGGCUUUAGAAGAGCACUACCACGAGGCAUUGGACAUUAUUGACGGCAUGUUCAAACAUUUAUGGCAGGGAAUCUAUGAUCGAUAUGAGAAAGAAAUCGAUCUCAUCUCACACUUUUAUCCUCACGAAAAAGUACAGUGGCUGGAGGAGACACCAAGAAUUGCUUUCAAGGAUGGUGUUCAGAUGUUAAUUGACGAUGGAUGGGUUGAUGAUAAUGGUAACCCACCAUCCGUUACAGAAGAUCUUGCUACGGCGGCAGAAAAGCGAUUAGGUGCUUUGGUCAAGGAAAAGUAUCACACUGAUUACUAUAUUCUUGACAAAUUCCCUGCUUCUGCUCGACCAUUCUAUACGAUGCCUGAUCCCUCGGAUGAUCGAUUCACAAACUCUUUUGAUAUCUUUAUGAGAGGACAAGAAAUUUUGAGUGGUGGUCAACGUAUACAUGAUGCUACUUUUCUUGAAAAGAAAAUCAAGAAGCAAGGCAUUAAACCAGACUCUAUGAUGGAAUACCUUGAGGGUUUCCGGUGGGGAGCACCACCCCAUGCUGGAUGUGGUAUUGGAUUGGAAAGAUUAACCUAUCUCUUCCUUAAUCUUGGAAAUAUUCGACUUGCAUCAUUAUUCCCUCGAGAUCCAAAAUCACUUCCUGCUAAACCCGCAGUCCUCGCACUUCGUCAUGAAGAAGCUAGCACCACAAAUCCACCAUGGGAGAGAGAAGAUAUUGAUACUCCCAUCAUUUCAACCGUCGAUAUUGAUCCCACAGCACAUCUUCAACCUCUGGAAAAACUUAUUGCCAACUAUGGAGAUGCAGCCAACACUUCAUGGCUUGACAAACGUUACAAUGUCUAUCGUCAUCCUUCUACCGGUGCAGCUCAAGGCUACAUCAUCCACAAUGGUUUCGCCAUUGCAGUUGGCGAUCCACUAUGUGCCAAAUCCCAAUAUCCACAGAUCAUUUCCGCAUUUCUUCAAUUCCUCAAAGAUAACCGACAACACAAAUCCCAUAGCGAACAUAAAGAACUCAAACCCAUCUGGAUGAUUGCAGGCAAAGAAGUAGAAGAAUACGUAGGGGAAAAGUUCCUCUGGCGAACCCUCGCCUGCGCCGCCGAAGAACGCGCAAAUCCAAGAGACAACCCCGCUCUCAAAGACCAGGACCUCGCCCGUAAAGUACGUCACGCUGAGAAAGAGGGAGUCAAGAAUAUCGAAGUCCCAUUCGGCAAAGCCAUCCCCGACGAAUUGAGAAGCCGAAUCGACGGAGGUAUCGCAUCAUGGCAAGCCGGACGAAAAGGAACUCAAAUCCACCUAACCCAAAUCCGACCGUGGAUCGACCAAGAACACCGCCGCUACUACUACGCCACCAACCCUCGGGACGAAAUCCUCGCCAUCUGCGUCCUCCACCAACUGGCCCCCAAACACGGGUACCAAGUGAAAUUCUCCCUCGAGUUCCCCGGCGCCCCAUCCGGCACCAUCGAGUCCCUCAUCCUCUUCUCCUUCAAGAGUCUCAGUGCCGCGGACACCGAUGUCAAACAAGUCACCUUUGGCACCGGCGCGAGUAGUACCCUUGAAGGCGGCCGUAAUUUGGGGAAGCAUAAGGUGAAGGCGUUGAGGAAGGCGUAUGAGGCGAUUAAUAAGCAGUUCAAGUUGACUAAUAAAAGUGAGUUCCGCGCGAAGAUGGGGUGUUGGGAGGAGCCGGUUUAUGUUUGUUAUCCUAGGGGGGGACUUGGUGCGGGGGGGAUUCGGGCGAUUAUGGGUUUCUUAGAGGAGGAGUAGGGUGGUUGUUAUGAAUGGGAAUGGGUUAGGGGGUUGGGUGUGCUUUAGGGGAAUGAUGGAUGGAUAUGAAUGGAGUUCUAUUCCUUUGUUUUUGUGCGUUGGUGGAUGGAUGGAUGGAUGGAUGGAUACCUAGUUUGCGAUCUUUUACCCUUUUCUCUCUUUUUUCCUUUCUUUUCUCCUUUUUUCUUUUUCCUUUUCUUUUGUCACCAAUCUUUUCACAUGCGCAAAAUGAGUCAGUCAGAUCAAUCAGUCGUAGAUAGAUAUCUAGCGAGAUGAGUCAGAUGAGGAGAGGAGAUGAGAUGAUAAGGGGUUAAUGUAUGAAGAUGAGAAAUGAGAAAUAGGAAGAAUAUAAAUAUGAAUAUGAAGUGAACGGGUCGUUAUUAAGGAGUAGAGAGGUAAUGAAUGGAAUGGAAU
Molecule: messenger RNA, 4385 nt
Organism: Hymenoscyphus albidus
Lineage: Eukaryota; Fungi; Ascomycota; Leotiomycetes; Helotiales; Helotiaceae
Source: the annotation of a GenBank genome assembly